AACAGAAAGAGAAAAGGGUUUGAGCGCUGACAGAGCAGAUUGGCAUUUUGUGUUGGCUGUUGUGGUGUUGGAAUUAAAACAAGACGACACACGGCUUGUUAAGCAGACAUGGCAGAUAUAAGCGAGGUUCUAAUGUCGGUUUUAUCCACGAUCCGGGUUCCAAGGCCCGGAGACCGGGUUCAUAAAGACGAGUGCGCCCUGUCAUUCGCUUCUCCGGAGAGUGAAGGUGGCCUGUAUGUUUGCAUGAACAGUUUCUUGGGUUUUGGAAGUCGUUUUGUGGAACGUCAUCAUGCCAAGACCGGCCAGAGAGCUUACUUGCAUAUCAAGCGCACUCUCAAGCCUCAUACUCAGAAAGAGGAAGAUGGCAGCACAGGUUCAGGGGAUCCACCAAAGAAGAAACCCACUCGGCUGGCCAUAGGAAUUGAAGGUGGAUUUGAUGUUGAGCAGGAGCAGUAUGACGAAGAAGUCAGUGUUGUCAUUUUCCCAGACAAACAGAGGGUGACAUCAGAGGACCUGGCCACUAUGCCUGACGUAGUGAGAGAGCGAGUAUCGCUAUCGAUGGCAGGGUUUCUGGCUGCAGACUCGGUUUCACAUGCUCUGCAGGUUCAGCAGUGGGAUGGAGAAGUGAGACAGGAAUCCAAACAUGCUGCUGAACUCAAACAGCUCGACAACGGCAUCAAAAUUCCUCCCAGUGGGUGGAGGUGUGAGGUGUGUGACCUACAGGAGAACCUGUGGAUGAACUUGACAGAUGGCAAGGUGCUGUGUGGGCGGAGAUAUUUCGAUGGUUCAGGAGGCAAUAACCACGCUCUUCAGCACUUCCAGGAGACCGGCUACCCUCUCGCCGUCAAGUUAGGCACCAUCACUCCAGACGGAGCUGAUGUGUACUCAUAUGAUGAAGAUGACAUGGUGUUGGACCCAAAGCUGGCAGAGCACCUCACCCACUUUGGAAUUGAUAUGAUGACCAUGGAGAAGACAGAGCACACCAUGACUGAAUUGGAAAUUGCAGUAAACCAGCGUGUAGGUGAGUGGGAGGUGAUCCAGGAGUCAGGUACCACACUGAGGCCUCUCUGGGGCCCUGGACUGACGGGCAUGAAGAACCUGGGCAACAGCUGCUACCUCAACUCGGUCAUGCAAGUGCUCUUCACCAUCCCUGACUUCCAGGAAAAGUAUGUCUCCAACAUUGACAAGAUUUUGGAUGAAGCACCAGGUGAUCCCACCCAGGACUUUAAAACGCAAGUAGCUAAACUGGGGUAUGGCUUGCUGUCUGGGGAAUACUCAAAGCCCGCUCCAGACCCUGCCGAUGACCCUAAUACCUCCUCUGAACCUCGGGGAGAUCAGAUUGGCAUUGCACCACGCAUGUUCAAAGCCCUUGUUGGACGGGGCCAUCCAGAGUUUUCCACCAAUCGGCAACAAGACGCUCAAGAGUUUUUUCUUCACUUUGUUAACAUGGUGGAGAGAAACUGCAGAUCCGGCUCAAACCCGUCUGAAGCAUUCCGCUUCCUGGUGGAGGAAAGAAUUGUAUGCCAGCAAUCUCAGAAAGCCAAGUACACACAGCGGGUGGACUACAUAGUUCAGCUGCCUGUGCCUAUGGACCAGGCCACCAACACAGAGGAGUUGCAGGAAGCUGAGCGUCUGCGGGAAGAGGCGGAGGCAUCAGGAACCACUCCCCCUGCUGCUCCUCGAGCUCGAAUCCCAUUUACUGUUUGUCUGGAGGCUCUCAGUGAGCCAGAGACGCUGACAGAUUUCUGGAGCUCUGCAGUGCAGAGCAAGACCACUGCCACCAAGGCCACACGCUUUGCUUCAUUCCCCGACUACCUUGUAAUACAAAUCAAGAAAUUUACCUUUGGGCUGGACUGGGUCCCUAAAAAACUGGAUGUUAGCAUUGACGUCCCUGAUACACUGGAUCUGAGCGAGCUCCGCGCCACAGGACAGCAGCCUGGAGAGGAGCUUCUUCCAGAGGUGGCCCCACCCCCUCUUGUAACCCCAGAUGUGGAGGUCAAAGGUAUCCUGGGUUCCCAUGGCAACGAGGAGGAUGACUCGCUCUACUCCCCACUGCUGUCUCCAGUGUUGGACGAGUCCACCGUGUCUCAGCUGUGUGAGAUGGGUUUUCCUCUUGAGGCUUGCAGAAAGGCUGUAUAUUUUACUGGGAACACUGGCAUUGAUGCUGCCAUGAACUGGGUGAUGAGCCACAUGGAUGAUCCAGAUUUCUCUGCCCCGCUGGUGUUGCCUGGCUCGAGUUCCGCCCCUGGAACCACACCGACAGAAAGCCUGUCUGAGGAACAUCUGGCCACCAUAGUUUCCAUGGGAUUCAGUAGAGAUCAAGCCACACGUGCUCUCAAAGCUACAAGUAACAUUCUGGAGCGGGCAGUGGACUGGAUCUUUUCUCACCUGGACGAUUUGGAGUCUAUGGAGGUGUCAGAAGGCGGGCGCUCCGAGGGCGCCAGUGAGGCCAGCCGCGACCCACCACCUGGACCACGUGUCCGGGAUGGAGCAGGAAAAUAUGAGCUGUUUGCUUUUGUCAGUCACAUGGGCACAAGCACAAUGUGUGGUCACUAUGUCUGCCACAUCAAAAAGGACCAACAAUGGGUAAUCUUUAACGAUCAAAAAGUGUGUGCCUCUGAGAAACCCCCGAAGGACCUGGGCUACCUGUACUUCUACAGGAGAGUGGCAGAAUAGAAAACACAGCACCACAUGCACACCCAGUCUUAGCUGCUGAGGGAGAGGGGCAUACACCAGCUUCUGAACUGACACAGAUUUUUGUUUGUUUGAUCAAUCCAAGCACUUCUUGCCUCUGCAAUCACCCACUGCCAGACAGAGGAGGAUAGUAGCUGGUAGCACCGUGACCUGCAUUGGAACACCUCAGCUCACUAAUAUCACCCUCUGUCUCCUUCCUGUGGUUUAGUAGUGGUUAUGGUGAGGUCCUUGCUUCUAUACAGCCAGGCUUUACCCUCCUGCUCUUUUGUGUGUUCCCAAACCUGCAUCACACAAUAAGUCAAUGUUAAAUACUGGAGAGUAAAACGACAAUAAAAAAGCAAAACCAAGCUAGCUGUUCUGUCAUAUAAUGCCAGCCUGAUAGCUAAGGGAUGUUUUUUCUCCUUUUUUGGGGAAAUAAAUUUUGUUCUUUCUGCUUAAAAUAAAUAAAAGCUGUGUCUCUUUG
This is a messenger RNA of Trichomycterus rosablanca, 3157 nucleotides long. RefSeq names its product ubiquitin specific peptidase 5 (isopeptidase T) (gene usp5). The coding region runs from base 109 to 2676 and encodes 855 amino acids. Gene Ontology annotation, biological process: protein deubiquitination. Gene Ontology annotation, molecular function: cysteine-type deubiquitinase activity; zinc ion binding; protein binding. The transcript has 20 exons. Lineage: Eukaryota; Metazoa; Chordata; Actinopteri; Siluriformes; Trichomycteridae. The record is from RefSeq and is a predicted model, not a curated record.